Molecule: messenger RNA, 1689 nt
Organism: Arachis stenosperma
Lineage: Eukaryota; Viridiplantae; Streptophyta; Magnoliopsida; Fabales; Fabaceae
Product: putative disease resistance RPP13-like protein 1
Exons: 2
Coding region: 1-1689 (562 amino acids)
Biological process (GO): defense response to other organism
Source: RefSeq, a predicted model, not a curated record
AUGGGCCGUGAAAUUGUUCGCGAAGAAUGUCUAAAUGAUCCAAGAAAACGCAGUAGACUAUGGAAGUUUUCUGAAGAUGAGUGUAGGAUUCUUCCUGCAUUGAAAAUAAAUUAUCAUUAUCUCCCUUCACACUUAAAACGAUGCUUUGUCUAUUUUUCUUUAUAUCCCAAAGAUUAUGAAUUCAAUAGAGGUGAAUUGAUAUUGUUGUGGAUGGCUGAAGAUCUUUUGCAACAACCAAAGAGUGGAAGCAUUUUAGAAGUUGGUUAUAAAUACUUCAAUGAUUUAGCUGCACGAUCAUUCUUUCAACCUUUAAAGAAUGCUUAUAAAAAUUCAUUUGUGAUGCCCUAUCUCAUGCAUGAUAUAGCGAGAUUCUAUGGUGAAAAGUUCUUUGUUAGAACCUUUGAAGUCGAGAAUGUAGGCAAACAUGAUGCUAAAACUCGUCAUUUGUCAUAUGAUCUCGGUGACAAUGACUCUGUCUCAAAGAUCUCAGAAGCAUGUGAUAGUUUACGUCAUGCAAGGACUCUGUUGAAAAUCAAGAAAUACCGUGAACACAAAGAGGGAAUUGAUACUUGUCACUUACUAGCACAGUUGAAGCACUUACGUGUUUUGUCAUUUGCAUCAUUUAAAAUUGAUAUAUUGCCUGAUUCAAUUGGUGAAUUGAUCCACUUGCGCUAUUUGAAUCUCUCUAACACACUUGUCAUGUCAUUGCCCGAGUCCUUGAAUUCUUUGUACAAUUUACAAACAUUGAAGUUGGCAAACUGUAAAGAACUUAAAACGUUUCCCUCCAACAUGCAAAAUCUUGUGAAAUUGCGUCAUCUUGAUAUUUCCCACACUUAUUUGAAUGGGAUUGGAGAAUUGGGAGAGCUAGCAAAUCUUCAUGGCUCAUUGUCGCUUGCGAAAUUAGAGAAUGUUGAGAAUGGUGGUGAAGCAUCAAGUGCAAGAAUGGAUGAGAAAAUACACCAGAAUGCUUUAAAUUUGGAGUGGUCAAGGUCAAUAUUUAAAGAUAGAGAGUUUUGGAAUUCCAGAAGUGAAAGAGAUGUACUUGACAAAUUACGUCCUCACAAAGACUUGAAGGUGCUAUUCAUCAAGGGUUACAGAGGUAGCAUGUUUCCGGAUUGGGUAGGGCACUCUUCGUACUACAACAUUACUAAGUUGGAGCUGAGGCGAUGCAGGAAUUGUAUGAUGCUUCCUUCAUUUGGACAGUUACCCGCUCUAACGAGAUCGGAGAUUUCACAUUGUGAUAUGGUGAAGAUGAUUGGUGGUGAAUUCUAUAAGGGUGAUGCAACUCAUCAUCCAAAGACACCCUUUCGAUCCCUUAAAUAUCUCUCAUUCUCUGAUAUGAGUUACUGGGGGGAAUGGGAGUCAUAUGAAUGUGAUGAUGCACCAUUUCCUCAACUUGAGGAACUUUGGAUACAUAACUGUCCUAUAUUAAGAGGAGAUUUGCCCACUUUCCUUCCGUCUUUGAAAUCACUCUACAUUGUUAGAUGCGAGGAGCUUGGUUAUUAUCUGCCAAGAGCUCCCAUCCUACGCGAAUUAACAAUAGAUGGCAAACAGAAAGCAAGAAUGCGGGACCUACCACUUUCCAUGUUAGAGAGACUAUUGGUUAAUGGAGAGCAGCAGGUGGAGUAUGUGAUUGAGGCCAUGACCCACACCCAACCAACCUCUCUCAUACACCUACAGAUCUCAUAG